This is a messenger RNA of Lodderomyces pseudojiufengensis, 1026 nucleotides long. It is a transcript of the gene HEM2, whose product is annotated as porphobilinogen synthase. Gene Ontology annotation, cellular component: cytosol. Gene Ontology annotation, molecular function: zinc ion binding; porphobilinogen synthase activity. NCBI's taxonomy places the organism in Eukaryota, Fungi, Ascomycota, Pichiomycetes, Serinales, Debaryomycetaceae. The transcript has a single exon. Gene Ontology annotation, biological process: heme biosynthetic process. The coding region runs from base 1 to 1026 and encodes 341 amino acids. The record is from RefSeq and is a predicted model, not a curated record.
AUGGUUCAUAAGGCACAAUAUAUAAAAUCAAAAGAAACUCCAAUAUCAAGUAUAUUACAAGGUGGUUAUAAUCACCCAUUAUCAAGAGAAUGGCAACAAGAAAGACAAUUAACAAAAAAUAUGUUCAUUUUCCCCCUUUUUAUAUCUGAUGAUCCAAAUGAAGAAACUGAUAUACCAAGUUUACCAAAUAUGAAAAGAUUUGGAGUAAAUUCAGUAAUACCAUAUGUUUCAAAAUUAGUUGAUAAGGGGUUAAGAGCAGUAAUUUUAUUUGGAGUUCCUUUAAAACCUGGUGUUAAAGAUGAAGUAGGUACUGCUGCAGAUGAUCCAAAUGGACCAGUUAUUCAAACUAUAAAAAAUUUUAGAAAAAAUUUUCCUGAUUUAUUUAUAAUGUGUGAUGUUUGUUUAUGUGAAUAUACAUCUCAUGGACAUUGUGGAAUAUUAAAUGAAGAUGGCAGUUUAAAAAGAGAACCAAGUGUACAAAGAAUAGCAGCAGUAGCAGUAAAUUAUGCAAAAGCUGGAGCACAUUCAGUUGCACCAAGUGAUAUGAUGGAUGGUAGAAUAAGAGAUAUUAAAUUAGGUUUAAUAAAUUCAGGAUUAGAAAAUAAAUGUUUAGUUAUGGCUUAUAGUGCAAAAUUUUCAGGAAAUUUAUAUGGACCAUUUAGAGAUGCAGCAGGAAGUUCACCAAGUUUUGGUGAUAGAAAAUCUUAUCAAUUACCACCUGGAGGUUCAGGAUUAGCAAGAAGAGCUUUAAUUAGAGAUUUAGAUGAAGGUGCUGAUGCUGUUAUAAUAAAACCUUCAACAUUUUUUUUAGAUAUUAUAAAUGAUGCUUCAAAAUUAUGUAAAGAUUAUCCUAUUUGUGCUUAUCAUGUUAGUGGAGAAUAUGCUAUGUUACAUGCUGCUGCUGAAAAGGGUAUAGUUGAUCUAAAGGGAAUUGCUUUUGAAGCUCAUCAAGGUUUUUUAAGAGCUGGUGCAAGAUUAAUUAUAAGUUAUUUUACUCCAGAAUUUUUAGAUUGGUUGGAGAUUUAA